AUCUCUCUUUGUUCUUGCUUUUAUAUAUUUUGCUCUUUUUAAAUCCUCUAUAAUUCAUCAAGAGAGAAGACAAAUAGACAUGGAGAAUCAUGAGGAUACACAAUCGUCAGGAUCUGAGAAACAUACAACCAUUCAUUGUUGUGCUGAGUCAGGGGAUAUUGAUGCGUUUGAGAAGCUACUUCAGGAUAACCCAGCUCUUCUGAAUGAGAGAAAUGCAAUUAUGUUGGAGACACCCCUUCAUCUUUCUGCUGGUAACAACAAGACAAAUAUAGUUAAAUUUCUGCUUGAUUGGAGAGGAGAUGAUAAAGUUGACUUGGAAGCAAAAAAUACGUAUGGAGAAACUCCAUUGCAUGUAGCAGCCAAGAAUGGGUGCAACGAAGCUGCACGAUUACUUCUUGCUCAUGGUGCUCUUAUCGAAGCCAAAACCAAGUAUGGAGUGACACCAUUAAUGCUUUCUGUUUAUCACUCACUUCGAGCUGAAGACUGCUCAAUUGUCAGGACAUUGCUCGAGCAUAAUGCUGAUUGUGAUGCUACAGAUGAUGAGGACAUGAAUCCUGUAGAUCAUCUUUCAAAAAUCCAAGAAAGUGGGAAGUUGCGUGAUUUAUUACUGUCUCAUCAGCAAGAGCAACGAAAGACAAAGGUACAAGAAGCAAUUAGCAAGCAAAACGAAAGAAUGGAUGCCCUUGAAAAGGAGCUAUCAAAUAUUGUUGGUCUGGAUGAACUCAAAACGCAACUUCGGAAAUGGGCAAAGGGCAUUCUUUUGAAUGAGAGGCGCAAGGCCAUUGGACUGAAAAACGUCACAGCUGGAAGACUUCCUCACAUGGCAUUUCUAGGAAAUCCCGGAACCGGUAAGACUAUGGUGGCUGGAAUCCUUGGAAGACUACUCCAUAAUGUGGGAAUUUUGCAAAUCGGCAAUGUGAAAAAAGUUGAAAGGGCAGAUUUAGUAGGUAAAUAUAUUGGCCAAACUGGAUAUAAGACUAGGGAAAAGAUCCAAGAAGCCGAGGGGGGUAUUCUUUUUGUGGAUAAAGCAUAUCGACUAAUACUAGAGGAGGGAAGUUGUCGUGACUAUGGAUUAGAAGCCUUAGAAGAGAUCAUGUCUUGUAUGGACAAUGGAAAAGUUUUGGUCAUAUUUGCUGGCUACAUUGAAGCAAUGGAACGUGCAAUAUCUUCCAAUGAAGGAUUCAGCAGAAGGGUUACUAAUAUUUUUCAUUUUAAAGAUCUGAGUUGCGAAGAAUUAGCAAAUGUUCUUCAUCUGAAGAUGCAUAAUCAAGCGAAGAAUAGCUUGUUGCAAGGGUUUAAAUUGCAUUCUUCUUGUACUAUAAAUGCCAUUUCAGAGCUAAUAAAGAGAGAGACAAUUAAAACGCAGCGUAUGAAAAUGAAUGGAAGUUUAGUGGAUAUAAUGUUAAAUAAUGCUAAGAGGAAUUUGGAUGUUAGGAUUAGUGAUGAUUGUACAGAGAGGGAUGAAUUCCUUACGAUCAAAUUAGAGGACUUUGAAGCAGCUGUGAAGUUUCUACCCCAAUAAAAGUUUGGCAUAAUACAACUUAUUUUCUUAAAAUUAAACAUCUUUUCUAGCGUCUGAAUGUUAUCCUAUGGCUAUGUGGCCGUUUGUGUAUGUUUCGUUGUUAGGAAAUUUUAACUUGUAUUUGCAAUAAUAUUUGAAGUACUUGGGAUGAUGAAAUAAAUUUCUACUCAUUCUUUGUAGUUCUUA
This is a messenger RNA of Mangifera indica (mango), 1708 nucleotides long. Its product is annotated as protein CfxQ homolog. Gene Ontology annotation, molecular function: ATP hydrolysis activity; ATP binding; protein binding. The transcript is spliced from 7 exons. The coding region runs from base 80 to 1522 and encodes 480 amino acids. The record is from RefSeq and is a predicted model, not a curated record. Lineage: Eukaryota; Viridiplantae; Streptophyta; Magnoliopsida; Sapindales; Anacardiaceae.